AUGGAAGAUCUAGGUGAAGAAUACAUUGGCUAUGUGCAGAAUGAGUACAGCAUGCCUUUGAGGGUAGGUUUUUAGUAAAAAAUUGUAAAAUACGGGAUAAAAUUUGUUGAAAAAACUUUUUUUUGUUUUAAAAAGUGUUGCUGAUACAGUGGCGGCAAAAAAAUGGGACAGUCGGUUUUUCGUCAAUUUUAAAUUUUUUUUGAACGUUUAUAAAUUUGUACCUAGCUAUUAUGAAAAUGUAGGGUAAGUUUAACAAAUUCAAGCAAAAAAGAAUUUUUAAAUUUGAGUUUUAAAUAUUUUUAAAAAUUUUUCAAAAAAUUUUGCUUGGCAAAAAAAAGUGGGACACUUCAAUAUCAAAAGCAUUUUUAUUAAACAACCUAACUACAACAAUUAAAAAUACAUUUAACUAACAUACAAUAACUAGUACUUUGUUGGACCACCAUUUGCAGCAAUAACAGCGGCCAUUCGACGAGGCAUAUACAUGAUCUAAUCGUCACUACUUUAGUCAAGAUUUCUCCAUCCCUCCUCCAAAACUGAUUCCAAUUGAGCUUCUGUCGUAGAGCAUGUCUUUUCUACGUUUCUUGCAACUAAUUCCCAUAAAUGUUCAAUAGGAUGAAGGUCAGGAAACUAACUAGGCCAGUCGAGUUUGCGGAUCUUCUCCUUCUUCAUAUAUUGUUGAACAACUUUAGCCCUGUGUUCCGGGUCGUUGUCACUUUGAAAUAAGGAUACUUUUAUUUUUAAAGAACGACAAUAACGUAUGGCAAUUUUGGAUAAAAUUUCUAAGGAAACCGUCUUAUCCAUAAUCUUUUCUAUACGAUCAGAAGUUCGAUGUUGUUGUAGGCAAAACACGGCCAAACCAUUAUGCUUCUGGGAUGCUUGACUGUUGGACGUAGCUACCGCAGUUGAUUUUCAGGGUUAGUUGGCCUUCUUACCUAUCGUUUACCAUCUGAUUCCUUAGUAUCCAACUUUGAUUCGUCACUGAAAAUGACCUUUCUCAAAUCAUCACUUGUCCAAUGUUCGUGUACCUUUGCAAAUUCAAGCCGGAGUUUGCUAUUUUUGAUCCGAAUCAAAUGUUUCUUCUUGGAAAUACAGCCACGAAGUCUAACGUCUAAAAGCCGAUUGCAUACUGCCCUUCAUGAAACGUCUACACCAUGUUCUUCCUUCAUGUCUGUUUUAAUCUCAUUUGCACGUUUGAAAAGAUCAACUUGAGACUUGCGAUUAAUCAAUGUAUCCUCUUUUUUUGUAGUAAAUCUAGGUCUUCCUCUUCCUUUUUUGCGUUUUGUAGAGCCACAACCAUUGUAUCACGGAAUUAUUUUUCCAAGAGUUAAUUUUGGCAUGUUAACCAUGACAUCUAUUGCUCGAAUUGAUAUCUUCUCUUUGCCAAGACGCACAAUUAAAAAACAAACCUUUUCACCUGCUUGUUUUGGCAUACUGUAACUUAAAAUAUAUUCGGACACAAAAACAGCACAAAAACUAGUACAAAUUGAAACUUACUUUGCAUAUUAACAGCUUCCGUCACAAGUGUCCCACUUUUUUUGCCAAGCAAAAUUUUUUGAAAAAUUUUUAAAAAUAUUUAAGACUCGAAUUUAAAAAUUUUUUUUGCUGGAUUAUGUUAAACUUACCCUACAUUUUCAUAAAAGCUAGGUACAAAUUUAUAAACGUUUGAAAAAAAAUUAAAAUUGACGAAAAACCGACUGUCCCAUUUUUUUUGCCGCCACUGUACCUAUUUUUAAAUUUUUUUGUGUUUUUAAAGGAAAAAACCGGGUUUAAACGCUCAUUUUUAACUGUAAAGAAAGUUUUUGCAUUAAGAAAGUUUCGCGAAACGACGCUUUCAUGAGGUAAAAUACGGAUUUUGUACCGGCACAUUCAUAAAACUCUUGGCCAAUAUUUGGCUGUAAAGAAAAUUCUUGCGCUUUUUUGAAAAAUUAAAUUUAUGAAAAACAGUUUCUAGAGUCUAAAGGAAGUCUUAGCAUUAAAAGUGUUACAAAAUUAUGUUUAAAAUGUCAUGAAACCGCGUUUGUUUCAGGGUCACCGCCGGUACAUUGCCUAUGUUUAUAUCUUUUGUAAUUCGAUUGGAUUCCUUGUUAAUGGUUAUGUUCUAUACGUUGUUGGUCCAUUGUUAUUCGUUCAGACAGUUAAAGUGCCUAAAAGUAUAUUGUUUUACAUACUGACGUUGUGUGUCUCCGAUCUGAUGACUAUGAUUGGUGAGUUCUUAUUUAUUAUUGGGGUUUUUGGGGUGGAAAGAAAGUUUUUGCGGGUUUUAUGGUUGUAAGAAAAAUUUUUUGUUAUUUUUUUAAUAAAAAUAUUUUGGUUUAAAAUUUUUUUUUACGAUGUACAUGGUAGAUUAUGAUAUAUAGAUCAUUUUUGCACGAAAAAUCGAGGUGUGACGAAAUGUCACAAAAGUUAUUGGUUUUUUAAAAAGUUUUAAAAAGCCUUAAAAGGUUAUUAAAGAGCCAUGUUUUAAUGAGAAAUGGCGCUUUUAACUAUAUUUGGCAUGUUGACGAAAUGUCAACAAAAAUAUUGAUUUUUCUAAAAGUACUAAAAAUGCUUAAAAAUUUAUUAAAAAACCAUAUUUUAAUAAGAAAUGAUUUCUCACAUUUUUGGCAUGUUGACGAAAUGUCACAAAAAUUAUCGAUUUUUAAAAUUUAAAAAAAAACGAUAAUAAAGUCUUUUUUAUUGCUUGUAAACAAAGUUUUUGCAAUUUUUUUUCUUUGUAAACAAAGUUUUUGCCAUUUUCUAGUUUGUAAAGAAAGUUCUUGUCGUUUUGUGUUUUGUAAAGAAAGUUCUUGCUAUUUCUCGUUUUUUGAAAAAGAUAUUACCAUUUUUUUGUUUCGUAAACAAAGUUUCUGCUAUUUCACUGCCUGUAAACAAAGUUUUUACAAUUUUACCCACUAAAACCCCCCAUUUUAGGCAUGUUGUUAUUGGUGACAGAGAUCGUGCUGGGGACUUGGAAAUUCAGCGCGUUCGCAUGCACUUCGUACUUGUUAUUCGAUAGCAUGAACAAAUUCAUGGCUCCGAUUAUCGUCGUACUUAUUAGUCGAACGUGCUACGCCACGAUUUGUCUAGACAAGAAGAAACAGGAACGGGCGGCCAGUUUAAAGGUAUGGUUAAUAUAUGGUACUUUAAAGCCAUUAUAUGACGUAAUGUCACGGUACUUAUUGGAUUUUCAAAAAGUCUUAAAAUUGAUAAGAAUGUCAUAAAAAUUGUUUUUUAGUUUUUAAAAAUGCUUUUUUGGUAUUGUUUGAUUUUGUGACGAAAUGUCACAAAAAUUAUUGGUUUUUUGAAAUUUUUUAAAAUAACUUAAGUCUUCAUAAAAAUGCAUUUUUUACUAUUACAAGUGCUUUUUUGCUCUUUUUUAAUUGCGUGACGAAAAGUCACAAGUAUUAUUUGCUUGUGUGACGAAGUGUCACAAAAACAUUGGUUUUUUAAGUGUUUUAAAAUUACUCAAAUAGUCAUAAAAACGCAUAUUUUAGUAUUUAAAAUGAUUUUUGGGCAUUAUUUCGUUGUUUGACGAAGUGUCACAAAAUUUAUUGGAUUUUUGCUUUUUUGGCAUUUAGGGUCAAAAAUCAAUAAUAAUGGGUAUUGAAAGACAAAUCUUGCGAAAACUUUGUUUACUAACUUAUAUAUUGCUUAAAAAUGCCGUUUUCAGUACGCCAUACCUUAUGUAAUAGCCUCAAUCUCAGUAGUACUAAUGUUACUAUGGCCGGUGUUCGCCUACAGUGAAGUAUCAAUAGUACCGGCCACAGUGAACCACACCAUAAAAGAAGUGACGUACUUGAAAAAAUGCGGUUUCUUACCACCCCCUAGUAUUGAAAUCGGCUUUAGUCUGGUGGCGUGCAUGUUAUCGUAUGCUAUACCCCUCUUCGGUAUCAUCUUUUGGUACAUGUCAGUACCAUUGUUCCUACGAAAGAGGGCAGAGAACACCUUGACUAAAGGUGGUAAUGGUGGUACGGCUGAUGUGGCAGUAAGAAAGGUGAUUACUACGGUACUGGUGCUUACUGUAGUCUACGUACUGUGUUGGACACCGUACUGGAUUAGUCUGUUUCUACAUAGGAUUUUUCCGAAUCUGUUGGCUUUUAGCAAUAAAAAUAGUAAGUUUGAGCUAAAAUUUGAAGUUUUUUUGAAAUUUAAAAAUCUUUAAAAUAUGUUAUACGAUGAAACAUGUCCGAAGUCAAAAAUUUUAAAUUUUUAAAAUUGAUUAAAAUGAUGACAUUCCCAAACGAUUCCAAGCCAAAACCCCCAUUUUCAGUCGUCUUCAUCUUUUACAUGAUUCACAUGCUGCCAUAUAUAUCAUGUUGUGCAUAUCCACUAAUUUUCACCGUUAUGAACCGUGCGAUUCAGAAGGCGCACGCUGAAGUUAUGAACAGUCAACGACGAAGGUUCAAGAGCAUCACUGAGGAUGUGACACGACAUAUCAGAGAUGCAUUGAGGUAAAUAUUGCCAUAGUUUUGAAAUCUUUCGAAAAAGUUAGCGGUUCAAAAAGAAUUGAACAUUUUUGCACUGAACUGCUAUGAAAAUCGUCCAAUUCUUUAAGACGCGGGAGGUGUUUUCAAUGAAUGUGGGGGUUUGAAAUGGUGAAUUGGUAAAAUUUUGGUUUGUAAAGAAAGUUAUGGGAGUUAGACAUUAUAAUUUUAAAAAGUUUUGGUAUUAGUCUAAAAAAUAACGGCAGUUUUUGAGCAAAAAUGACGUGAAACGGUUAUCUUUGGACAAAAAUUAAAUUUCAAGCUUUCUAAAACUAUUUAUUAUGGCAAACUUUGAUUUGUAAAGAAAGUUCCUGCCAUUUCCCAUUACAUUUUCAUAACUUUUUAUUAAACAUCUAAAAAAGAAUGGCAGUUUUUGAGCAAAAACGGCGAAAAAAAGACGAUUUUUUGGCCAAACUUCUCUAUUUUUUAAACCUUAAGCCUAAUUCUAAGCCUAAACCCACAAUUUCUAACAAAACAUAAUUCCAGUUUCCGACUCCUAAACCGCGACAACAACCUCUUCCCGCGCAGUAGCAUUUCCGUGGCCACGUGCACGACAGCACAACGAAUGGGUAUCAUAUCUCCAAACAUAUCGCCUCGAGUCAAUUUACGCCCUCAGGGCAGUUCUUUGAAUCUGCUGGCAUCAGCAAACAGUGUGUCAUUCUCUGAUCAACCUAGUGUCAAUUCAAAGUCACCGCCGUCAACACCAUCAUCGCCUAUGAUAAGGAGUGGUAGUGAUGAUGACAUGAAUAGUGAAACUGUUUUAUAG
Molecule: messenger RNA, 5229 nt
Organism: Bursaphelenchus okinawaensis
Lineage: Eukaryota; Metazoa; Nematoda; Chromadorea; Rhabditida; Aphelenchoididae
Source: the annotation of a GenBank genome assembly